This is a messenger RNA of Pseudophryne corroboree (corroboree frog), 6550 nucleotides long. It is a transcript of the gene SPAG17, whose product is annotated as sperm associated antigen 17. Bases 38 to 6469 code for a protein of 2143 amino acids. The record is from RefSeq and is a predicted model, not a curated record. Gene Ontology annotation, biological process: epithelial cilium movement involved in extracellular fluid movement; axonemal central apparatus assembly. Gene Ontology annotation, cellular component: axonemal central apparatus. The transcript has 47 exons. NCBI's taxonomy places the organism in Eukaryota, Metazoa, Chordata, Amphibia, Anura, Myobatrachidae.
CCAGGCGCGUCUCCGGAAGCACACAGAACCCGCAGACAUGGCACCUAAGCGGUCCAAGAGCUCCGUGUCCUCCGCAGCCGCCGCCCCCGGGGGUUCCCGGUCCUGGGAGUCCGCGCUCAUCAGCGCCCAACUGGAGGAGGAGAGGUGGAAGGUCAGCAUCGCAUUUGUGGUGGAGAACCAGCAGGAGGACCGGCUGCACACCCGGGCGCUGUCACAGGCAGUGUCUCUCCCCCAGCGACGGCUCUUCAGCCUGGUGUCAUGGGACACAGUGCUGCAACAGGUUUAUGAACUUGGAAAUCCAAAGACAAAGAAAAUGAAAGACAGUCCGCAGUAUUACGAGGUGACAGAAGCAGCGAAACUCCUACUGGACAACGGAGAGAAAUUACCGCUUCCACUGAUAGCGAAGCUGCUGAAGUUCCAGUUCCUGUGCAUCAAACAGAAGGACCUGCAGAGGAGGGAGGCUGAGAGGAAGGAUGCCAACCUGCAAGAUAAGACGACUAAGAGUGUCAAGGCAAAACCGUCCAGUGCAAAGGGUUCUGGGAAAACCAAAGCCAAAAAGGCACCCGAGGCUCCAGCUACUAUUAAGAAGACCACCACCCUGAGGCGGCGAGGGGAAGAAGAGGACACCAAUGUCUACAUAGAUGACGAGCCUGAUGAUGGACCCCAGCAUUAUAUCAUCGUACUCGGAGUCUAUCAGCCCCAGAUACUGGCCCUGUUGGCUGAUCUUGGAGUCCAUGUGUCCAGUGUAAUCCGGGUCUCUUCCCAGAACUACAGAAGCUUGCCGGUCCAUCAGGAGGACCCAGACUCGGCGCCGGACGUUGUAGAAGCCGAGAGACAGAGGAAGGAGACAGUCACAAAAUCGCUGGAAUUCUUCUGGAAAUAUCUAGAACCAGUUCUGAAUGCUGGAAAGAUGGAAUCUCCCCUCAGCCAGGUGGCCAGACUGUUGUACCUGGUGAAGGAAAGUGCGCAGCCCACUGACUGGAGCGAUGGUGACGGGCAGCUGGCAUACGCCACGGAGGUGUACGAGAACAUUGCCUGCCUCGUGUACGAGAACAUUGCCUGCCUCAUGUACGACUGCCUGGACUGGAGGAGACAGCACCAGUACUACCUGGAGAACAUGCGGAUCAUUCACGUCCCGGCAGUGGGUGAGGAGAAGGUCCCGGAAUGGCCGGCCUCAGCCUCAGAGGCGCCUGCUGCACUUUAUCCAUCUUCACCGACUGGCAGAAAGAAAGGUCAACAGGACGAGAUCCCUCACAGUGUCUCCCUGCCAAAUCUUACACCAGUCCAUGUGGAGGUGGAGGUGGAGGCGCUGGCUCUGGAUGUGGAUAUGAGGUUUUACAAUGACCUGUUGAGCGACGUACCAGAGGAGCUGCAGUCCGUCCCCGUUAUCGUACACUGCAUGCUGGAACAGGUUGUUGCAACUGAGAAAGAUCUAGUCCCUCCGAGUGAAAUUGUGCCGAACCACCGAGUGGAUGGCUUGGACCCCACCAUCGCUGACCAUAUGAUAUCUGUUCUGGAUUCACUUUCCCUCUCCGAGAAAGAAAAGAAGAACCUGUACAACACCUUCCUUGUUCAAGACAAAGAUGAGAAAACAGAGGAAUCAAAAGGUCCACAUCUGCUUAGUUACCAUGACAAGAUCACUGAGAGGACCUACCAAGUGCAGGCCCCAAAGACUUUCAAUCCCAUUAAAAUUGAAAAAAUGAUGUUAAAUGAGCUGCCAAUAGUGCAACAUCUCCCCAUCCUGCAGCUGCCUCCUGAGAUCAGUUCCCGAAGACUGGCUCACAUACACGAGCUCAUGCACUACUGCAGCACAGGGCGGCUGUCAUUGGAAGAACUCACAAGGGCAUUUAAGCUUCUCACAUUUGAGAGUCUAACACUGAGCGGAUUUGAUGAGUUUGGGGAGCUGGAGGGUCCGGGGAAGAUGUUGGGGGAAGACGUCCACAUUCCCUGGGACAAUCCAGCAGCGUUUGCACGAGACGUGAGUCGGACUUGGAGUGUCCGCAAGAUGUAUGAGAAAAGGCCGUGCGAUGCCUCAGGGGGAGCUUGUGUAGAGGUCCAGGACGCAGAGGAGGAGAACAAGGAUAGCAGAGGGUCAGAGACCCCGCGGGCCGACCUCAUAGACAUUCACAGGACGCAGAAGAGGUGCCUGAGCGACUGGUGUUAUACUGAGCACUACGACCCCGCCCUUCUCACACAGGUCCUGCAUGACGCCGGGGAGGCUUACACGUGCAUGGAUUUCUAUUAUUACACCCAGGACAACUGCCUGCUCCUCAUCCUGCACAAUCCUAUGAACCCCUUCCGUCAGAGCCAGGCCUCCUGGGACAUGGCUCUCCAUUCCAACGUCAGCUUCAGAAAUUACCUGGAGCUGGUGGCAGAUUCUAUCUCCAACUGGGUGCAGGAAAAAGAGGCGAAGUAUCAGGAGGAAAAGAGUGAGAGAGAACUGGAAGCUUUGAAACAGGCUCAGGCCUUGCAGGACAGUAGUGUUGUCUCGAAAGACGUCUCUCCCAGCAGAAAGAAAGGCAGGAAAUCCACCUCACCGGAAAAAUCUAAAAGUCCCAGGGGCAGUGGCUCAAGACCAGGGAGUCGGGCCGAAGAAGCAUCGACCCCAGACCCAGACAAGGACUUGUUUUUGCGGGAGGACUCCCUGAAGGCCUGGAAGAUAGAACAGGACCGACUGAAGGAAGAGGAACGCCUUAAACUGGAAAAGAAAAACACGAAGCUCAGUAAGUCGGGCGGCAGGAAUAAGGGAAGGAGCAGAGAGCGCACUGGGUCCCGGGAAGGGAAAGGAUCCCCCAGCAGCAACAAGAACAUGAAGGAAAACAAUGCAGAUGAGGAACAGAAAUCUCAGGGGCCCGUUCCCGGUACAGCGGACAGCCCUGCUGCACCCUGUAAGGACGAUGUCAGAUUUAUCGGUUACGACAUGGGAGACAGUCUGAUCCAGGUCUCCGGGAGCACCCGCUGCCUCUACCCAACAGAUGGGGGGCAGAUUCAGGUGGAACAUACACAUUUUGAGAAAGGUUCUUCCUUUGUAAAACUGAAAUUACUGAAAGACGGACACAACUUCCUGAUUCACAUCAUCAAUCCCAAGACCCCGGACAAGCAAGAAGAUAUUGUGCAAGUGGAGCAGGGAGGGACGCCGGUCUCCAGGAACAGAAGUGUCUGUGAGUUUGGGUCGUUCUCGGCCACUCUGCAGAGCAGGAUUCAGCUGUCUCUCAGCCAUUACGGCGCCUCUGGCAGAGGACCAGAGGAGUGGGAUCCGGAGCUGGAGGCUGUGCUGGCGUUCCCGUCCGUCCACACUCCCAGCAUCAUCCCCACGCCCCCGUCCCAGCCUCCCGCUACUCCUUCUGGGAAGAGCCGCAAGUCCCCCCGAGCUGCCCGCAUGAAGACCCCUCAGGUAGCAGCCCCGGAGGAGGCUCCCAGGAACCCAGAGGGCAAGGCUGAACCCGUUAUACCGCCUGUGCCAACGCCAACAAAACCUGUCCCUGAUACCCCGUUCCAGGCCCUGAAUGUCUCCUACCCCAAUGGCCUUCUACUGACUUUCCUGAGAGAGGACCAAGCAGGUGUGGUAGCUGGGGACGGCUGCAUUGCCCAGAGACUGCUCAUCAGACAAUCUUACCCCGUGAAGGUGAAGAACGCCCGAUUGUGUAAUCAUACCAGGGACCCAGAGAUCUCUGAGGCAUCCCGCAUCAUUACAGCAGAGGGCGCUGUGAUCAGGUGUAUGCUGGAUGGAUCCACGCAGGUUCUCUUUCCUGAUGGAACUGUCAGUCAGAGCCCGGAUUCAGGCCCCGUCGUUGAGCAGCGACCCUCCGGCCUCUCGCAUACAGAAGUGCCUGAGACCCCAUCUGCCGAUUCCCUACCAGUGGUACCGUCUUCUGCUUCCCUGGACCUCAGAGAGCCAGCUCCUGAGCCCAGGAAAGGGAAAGGGGGAUACAAAGUGCCACCACCACCCAGGCCAGAGGUACCAGAACCUCCUCCAGCUGACUCUUUGCCAGCCACCACGAGUGUCCCAGUGGUAGAACCUGGAACCUGGAUCACAACUACCCCGUCUGGAGUGCAAAUAGGCACCCGCGGAUACGAGAGGCUGCAGCUCCCAUCCCUGCGGACCUACCAGGCCACAGACCCGGUGAACAGGACGGUGAUGAGCACGCGGGAGGAUCAGGUGGUGAUGGUGGUGAGAACGGACGGGACGGUGAUUGUGGAACACGCAGACGCGACAAGGAUUACAACAUUCUACCAAGAUGUGGAUGUCCCCCUUCCCGGGCAGUACGAGGAGACUGGGGAGAUCCCACAGAGCAUCAGGAAGAGAGUGAAGUUUAUCCGGGUGGAGAGAGCGGAGUUUACCACCAUGAUUCUGAACUGCGAGGAAAACACUGCGUGCGCCGUGUCUGGUGAUGGCACCGAGAUCCUGGCAAAGCCGCAGGGAGCUUAUCUGGUGUAUCCGCCAAACUCCGGAUGUCUGUCUAUAAACCAUGAGGGCCGCGCAGUCUAUUCCCCGAGGCCGAGCUACUCUGACCAGCUGCCCCACAGGCAGGAAGAUCUGCCCCCAGCCAGUUACAUCAUGUCUCACACACAGAAUGUCAUCUGUGAGGCGCUGGAUCCAGAGGGGAAUCUCUUCCAGGUGAUGGUGGACGGGAGCACGUCGGUAGUUAUCUCCGGCAGCGACGCCUGUGAGGAGGAGGAGUCAGAGGAGAGAGAGAAAACACCGGACACCACCAUACAGCGCCCCCCUGAGGUGUACGAUUUACACACACCCAGGUUCUUCAUCAUCAAUGCUGAUGGAUCCGGGAGCGAGCUUCUCCGUAACCGGGAAGUGGAGGAUUACCUGGCUGCCUGCUACUGUGAGCCGGCAACUGCAGUUCUGCGGGAGCCAACGCAGGAGAUGCCAGGGGUUCAAAGCAUCACUGUCCUCCAGCCCUUCUCCGAGACCUCCCCAUGGGUAAUGAAGAAAGAACUGAAUGACAUUGUGCCCCCCAAUCUUCUCUCCAGAAGCUGGAACACCUUCCCCUCUGUUGAGAGGAAAACCCCAGGGCCUCCUCUGGGUGUUGGGGUGUGGAAAGGUCUCCAGAUUGGUUCCCGGGAUGUGAACAGAGUUCGGCCACCAGUCCUGAAGUGCCCUAAUGUACUUAAGAUCCGUCAGCUACAUCUGUAUGAACCUGUUAGUAAGGAGGUACGAGAGAAGCUGGAGCAGUCACUUAAGGAGUAUAUUGAUAAAGUUCUGAAGAAGGAGAAGGAAUCACAAGAAAUAGACAUCAAAGAACCAAGAACCGUGGAGGAGAAGGAACAUGCGACUGACCUACUGAAGCUGGUCCUGUCACUGACGGACUUCCAGGACUCCCCUGACCCCCCCAGGCUGGAGCGGAUACAAGGCGAUAUCGCCAGUCUGUAUGAGAGCGCAGUCUCUCCACCACCGCCACCUCCCCCACCAGUGGCGGGACCUGCGCGGAGCGUACGGGACCGGAACAAGCUCAGGCUGGAGCUCACGCAGCACAAGGAGCAGCUGGAGGCUAUGAGGAAACGCCACAUCCCACCGUACUUCCAGUCAGAGCUUGGGCUAGAGUUCCUCAGGAAUCAGACCCCGGACAUGGAGCGUCUGUCUCGGCAGCUGCCCCCGAUCCCCAGGGCUCAGGAGGAAGAGGAGGCGAUGGAAGAGGAGCAGACAUUUAGCAGCGAGGAUGAAGAGUCAGCACCAGCCGACUCGGGGAAUGCCGUCUGUGCUGCAGGUGCCCAUGAUGAAGCCACAUGGAUGAGCAGGUCACCAGACACAGCUGAGAACUUCAUGUGGCCAGAAAUGACCUCGACACAAAGACAUCGUCCCCGCAGCCACAGCCUGGAUGUAGAUGUGACCGGACAGCCCCGGAGAGAGAAGGUGAAGCUUCCGGUGUCCAUCCUCAGCGGGAAGCCUUCGUCUGUGCCCAAUGCCAAGUUUGCAGCGGUGGAAGAUCCAGUGAGACGCAGAGUCCUCACAGCCUCAACCUCAGCUCCCGCAAACAAUGUGGUGAAACGCGUUCCACGUGGAUUCCAUCUCACACCAGCGGCGGUGCAGUUUGGGGUCCUGAGAGAGGGGUACACGUACGCCAUGACGGUCACCGUAAAGAACAUCGGAGUGGACUUCUGCAGGUACCGUGUGAAGCCGCCUCCUCCCAGCAGCGGGCUGAGAGUCACUUACACCCCUGGGCCGGUGGCGGCGGGGAUGCAGACCAGAUUCGGCGUGGAGCUGUUUGCGAUGGCCAUUGGUUUGGAGGGGCCGGAAGGAGUCGCCGAGUACUCUCACUCCAUAGAGAUCCAGAGCGAGGUGGAGACCCUGUUCCUGCCGGUGACUGCAACAGUCCUGACAGAGGAGGUGUAUGAGAGGAGAGCGGAGGCUGAGCCCCCACGCAGACUGGCGCCCGGCGUUCGGCUGCUCAGCACAAACCCCAAUGACAGAGCGGAGAUACUGCGGCCAAGUAAAGAGCGGCCGUCAGACUUCUGAUCCGGGUUUGGGUCUGCGACAGAGGACGCUCACCGCUAUUUCACCGAUUAUAUUUUAUUUAAAUAAACAGAAAGCAUCUGG